Prunus armeniaca (apricot) is the source of this 714-nucleotide messenger RNA. Lineage: Eukaryota; Viridiplantae; Streptophyta; Magnoliopsida; Rosales; Rosaceae. The record is from the annotation of a GenBank genome assembly.
AUGGCUAAUUCGCGUCAUGUGUCGUUAGCAUUCCGCUUCCAACCCACAGAUCAAGAAAUCAUCCGUUCCAUUCUUCACAAGAUGGUGGUUGAGAGAGAGCCUUUGAACCCGUCAUACAAAGGCAUUGUUCAUGACGAGGACCUCUUCGGCACCAAAGAACCAUGGAAGAUAUGGGAAGAUUAUGGAGGAGAUCAACUCUAUGAUCAAGACUUAUACUUCCUAUGCCAGCUCAAGAGGUUAAACUUCAGUGGUUCGCGUACCCAUCGCAAGGUUGGCUGCGAAGGGUCCUGGAGAGGAGGAGUAGCCUCCAAAUUGGUUUACGAUGGAAACGCUAAUCCUAUUGGUAGAAUAAGACAGCUUCGAUAUAAGAAUCCGAAGUCGGAGCACCACGGUGGGUGGUAUUUGGAUGAAUAUAGCCUUUUUGUAGGUGAUGAUGGUCAUGAUCAAACUACUCCUGGUAUUAAUUUUGUGAUUUGUCGAUUGAGGAAGAAUCAUAGGUCCGGCAGAAUAAGAGCAGGUGUUGAUAAAAAGACCAACAAAGCACCACAACAAAUACAUGAAAGUAAAAGAAAAUCAAUGAAUGUAAUUAUCAAUAUUGAUGAUGAGGAAGUACCACAUGGAUGCUCAAAAAACGCAAGAACCCGAGAGAGCUUUAGAAAGAGAGGCUCCUUCUUCUCUCCAGAAUUUCUCUCUUUCCCCACCGCCCUCUUUUGA